Ipomoea nil (Japanese morning glory) is the source of this 1997-nucleotide messenger RNA. RefSeq names its product flavonoid 3'-monooxygenase-like. Lineage: Eukaryota; Viridiplantae; Streptophyta; Magnoliopsida; Solanales; Convolvulaceae. The record is from RefSeq and is a predicted model, not a curated record. Gene Ontology annotation, molecular function: monooxygenase activity; iron ion binding; oxidoreductase activity, acting on paired donors, with incorporation or reduction of molecular oxygen. The transcript is spliced from 2 exons. The coding region runs from base 9 to 1652 and encodes 547 amino acids.
UCCCUUCAAUGAUUCCAUCGCCCACCAUCUCCUUAAACCACCCAUCUCUUUCGCCAUCAUCAAUGGAGAACUCUUGGAUUUUCUUGGCCUUAACAUGCCUAGCAACGCUAGCUCUUCUCUCCAAACUUUUCUCCCGGCGACAGCCGUCUCGCCGGAAACUUCCACCGGGGCCAAAACCGUGGCCCAUAAUCGGCAACUUAGACCUCCUCGGCCCCAUCCCACACCAAUCUUUCCACUCUCUCUCCAAGAAAUACGGAGACUUGAUGCUCCUGAAAUUCGGCUCCCGGCCGGUGGUGGUGGCGUCGUCGCCGGAAAUGGCGAAGCAGUUCCUGAAAACCCACGACGCCGUCUUCGCGUCCCGGCCGCUGCAUGCCGGCGGCAAGUACACCAGCUACAACUACCGCGACAUGACGUGGGCCCCGUACGGCCCCUACUGGCGCCAGGCGCGCCGGAUUUACCUCAACGAGGUUUUCAGUACGAGGAGGCUGGAUUCCUUCGAGCACAUUCGCGUCGACGAACGCCGCUCUUUCCUCAACACCCUCAAAUCUCUCUCCACCGGAAACCCAGUUUUCCUGAAAGAUCAUCUUUCCCGGUUCAGUUUAUGUACCAUGAGCAGAAUGGUGCUAAGCAACAAGUACUUCACCGAAACCGAAGCAGAUCAUCAGGGAUCUGUAGUGGCUGAGAGUUUUCCUCGUCACCUAGCAGUUAGGUUGGAGGAUUUGCAGCAUCUGGUGGACCAGUGGUUUCUGCUUAAUGGAGCUUUUAACCUCGAGGAUUGGCUUCCAUGGCUGAGCUUCUUGGACCUGCAAGGCUAUGUGAAGCAGAUGAAGGAGCUGAAUAGGGUUUUUGACAGGUUCCACAACAUUGUUCUUGAUGAUCACAUGGCUAAGAAGAAAGAGGUUGCAGAGAAGAAGGAUGGGUUUGUUCCUAAGGAUAUGGUGGAUGUGUUGUUGCAAAUGGCUGAGGAUCCUAAUCUUGAAGUUAAACUCACCAAAGAUUGUGUCAAAGGGCUUGUGCAGGACUUGUUGACUGGGGGGACUGAUAGCUUGACAGCAGCAGUGGGGUGGGCAUUUCAAGAACUCAUGAGGAAACCAGACAUCAUCCCAAAGGCGACCGAGGAACUAGACCGAGAGAUCGGGAAGGAAAGGUGGGUAGACGAGAGCGACUGCUCUCGGCUACCCUACAUCGAAGCUAUCAUCAAAGAAACAUUCAGGCUACACCCACUGGGCACCAUGCUCGCGCCACAUUACGCCAUGGAAGACUGCAAUGUGGCGGGCUAUGACAUCGCGAAAGGCACAACUGUCCUAGUUAACGCCUGGUCGAUAGGGAGAGAUCCUAGGUUCUGGGACGAUGCAGAAGAGUUUAAGCCCGAGAGGUUCCUGGACAACAAUAUCGACAUGGAUGGACAGAAUUUCGCUUUCUUGCCAUUUGGGUCCGGGAGGAGAAGGUGCCCCGGGUACAGCCUCGGGCUUAGAGUUGUCCGAGCAACACUAGCUAACAUGUUACAUGGAUUCACCUGGAAAUUACCCCCAGGCAUGAAGCCAGAAGACAUAUCCAUGGAAGAACACUAUGGACUCACCACACAUCCCCGGUUUCCAAUCCCCCUCAUCAUGGAACCGCGCCUCCCUUCACAUCUCUACUCGCAAUCCUAAUCCUAUAUAUCCUCCGCUUAAACUUCCAAUUGAAACGAAACACAUCCUUAAUAUAGUCAAAAAUCAAGUAGAGAACAUCCAGGAUCAGGACAGCAUAUAUACAUUAAACAUAUGUUAUCUGUCACUUCUUGUGCUGUGUGUUUUCAUAGGAGUGGUUGAUCCAAUAACUUCUAGCCAUAUUUUUGACCACUUCAAAGCAGUUUCUAACAACCACAGAGUUGACUAAUGAUGUAUUAGUGAAUCUGCAUAUGAUUAAUUAGUUCUGUGGAACCAAGUCUAAAUUGUCUUAAUUUAUACCUCAAAUUUCUGGAAUCUGAACCAAUAAUCUUUCAGUUCUAGUAUGAA